Messenger RNA from Dunckerocampus dactyliophorus (ringed pipefish), 4652 nucleotides. RefSeq names its product GLE1 RNA export mediator (gene gle1). Bases 77 to 2191 code for a protein of 704 amino acids. Gene Ontology annotation, molecular function: translation initiation factor binding; phospholipid binding; inositol hexakisphosphate binding. Gene Ontology annotation, cellular component: nuclear pore cytoplasmic filaments; nuclear pore; cytoplasm. Gene Ontology annotation, biological process: poly(A)+ mRNA export from nucleus; regulation of translational termination; regulation of translational initiation. The record is from RefSeq and is a predicted model, not a curated record. The transcript has 15 exons. Lineage: Eukaryota; Metazoa; Chordata; Actinopteri; Syngnathiformes; Syngnathidae.
GAAGUCGAAGAAGAGCUUAUGCAUAAGAGAGUGGUAAACUAUUUCCCAUCUUUUUACCUGAUUUACUUCGUUCACGAUGUCCACCGAUACUCUUCGUUGGGAAACCUUACAAGCUCUGAAAAACUCGUCAAAGGGAAAGAUCACAUUUGAUCCCUUUUGGUCGGCGAGGGGUGAGGAUAUUUUGGCAGGUUAUAAAGACUCGCUCAGCCUGUCUUCUCAGUCUGGAGUCAUCCUGCAACAACUCACCUCCCAGUCCCCUCAGAAGUUUGCAGGUUUGAGCUUUAGCUCUGGUCUUUCCAGUCCCGGACUCUCUGCCUCAGAUUGCUCCACUGGAUCAAGUGGUGACACCACUGGCAAGAACGACACAGUCACUGCAGCACAAGAAGAGAUUGAAAGUCAUAACGAGAAGGAUUCGGAGGAAGUCAGGAGUCCCUCGUCCCCGCCAGCCAUAUCCUUGCUCUCUCCUGAAGCCAUGGCAACGACUGGAAGCAUCCUCCAGAUAGAGGAGUCAUACCGUAGAAAAGCACGGAGGGCUUUCAGAGUGCAUCAAGAGCUCCAUGAGGAGAUGGUAGCGCAGGUGGUUCGCGGUCAGAACGAGCAGCUGAAACGCUUUGAAGAGCGCAUGGAGUUGAAGCAGAGGCAGGAGUACCAGAGCAUGAUGGAUAUGAUGGACAGAGAGACAAAAGAGAGCAUUGGUCGUCAAGAAAAGCUGAAAGAAGAGCAUCGCCACAGAUUGAAGAUCCUCAACCUCCGUCUGAGGGAAGCAGAGCAGCAGCGCCUGAGGGAGGCAGAGCUGGAGCGACAGCGGCAGGUUGAAGGCAAAGAGAGACUGCGUAACCUCAACUCCAUUCAAGAGGAGAUCCUGCAGCUCAACCAGCUGCUGGAGCCCUCCACCCAGACCCAGACCACCGUCCCUUCAGCCAGUGUUGGCACGUACAGCACCCGUGGGAACCAACUGUGCUCCCAGGUGUCUGAGGUGGUUCGAAAGACGACAGACGGACAGUAUCCCAGCGUGGAAGACAUGACCGUGGCAGAGCGGGCCCUCCAUGAAAUGAGGACACUGAUCCGCUUGAUGCAAGAGGAAGCCGCCAAAGCUCAGGAGGAGAAGAAGAAGAAAGAGCUAGAGGAGGAAGAGUCCUGCAGGAAGCUGUCUGAGCUGAAGACUCAACAGCAAGCCCAAGAGAAGGCAGAGCUGUCUGCUAAAGAGAAAGCACAUAAGCAAGGGCUGCAGAACAACGCUGAAGACACAACGUUGAAAUGGUACGAUGAGUUGCAGGAGUCUCUUAUUCAGUGCGCUCAAUCCAUAGAAAAGCUCGCCUCCUCAAAGGAUGUCCAGACACAGAGAUUGAAGUUGGACCUCCAGAAAGCCUCCAUGAUCCCCAUCAGUCAAAUUUCCUUCAAUUCUGGAUCUCAUCUACGAGGAAUCUUUGAAAAGCUGGACAAGCUGCUCUCUGGUCAGGCGGUGGUGUCUGGGGGCAAGUCAGUGUCCACAUCGCAGCAUCCACAGGGCCUGGACUUUGUGUAUUACAAAAUGGCUGAGAAGUUUGUGAAACAAGGUGAGGAGGAGGUGGCGGCUCAUCACGAAGCAGCCUUCCCCAUCGGUGUGGUGGCGUCGGGUAUCUGGGAGCUGCACCCCCGACUGGGCGACCUCAUACUCGGCCACCUGCACAAAAAAUGUCCGUACACGGUUCCACACUAUCCUAGGAUGAAGGACGGCACGUCUGUGGAGGAAUAUCAGAGAAUUCUUGGUUUCCGCGUGGAUGACUCUGGGGUUGAAGGUCAAGAUAGUUUCCUAAAAAGGAUGUCUGGCAUGAUCCGCCUCUAUGCUGCCGUGAUCCAACUGAGGUGGCCGUUUGACUCCAAGCAGGGGUGGUCUCGUCAUGGUCUGAACAACGGCUGGCGCUGGUUGGCUCAGAUGCUCAACAUGGAGCCCAUUGCUGACAUCACAGCGACGCUGUUGUUUGACUUUCUUGAGGUUUGUGGUCAUGCUUUGUUGAAGAGCUAUCAGGGCCAGUUCUGGAAACUCCUCCUGCUUCUGAAAGAGCAAUAUUUGGCCAGGAUUGAAGCUGUAACAAGCAGUGGACAGAUGGGAUCAGUCUGCAGACUCAGACACUUUCUGGAGAAAUCACUGCAGGAACGGCACAUAAGUCCACCCAAAGGCCAGCUUAGUGUCGCGUUCUGGCGGUCAUGAUGCUUGAGAGAAAGCUUUGGAUAAUCAGGCUGCAUGGACUCUGCAUCUUUCUCCUGCAGUGAAAGACACUAAUGAAUUCAAUGGAAUCAUGUUUAAGUGUUUUAUUGCAACUCCAGAGCUGAAGCUCCAUAACAUGACUGUGAACAUAACACAGCAAUGGCUAUCUCGUACUUAAACUUGAACAUUUAAAGCAGUGGUCUUUUACCGUGGAUGCCGUUUUUUUUCCACAGCGAAGGUCCGAAUCUUAUUUUGCCUUAAAUUGCAUCAAACGGUCUAACUCAUACGAACAUCAAAUGUAAUGAAACCUUGCUUAUCACCCUUAACACAAUUAUUUUGGCACCUCAAUUGCAGUUAAAGAAAACUGCACUGGUUUCUCUAAAGCAGGGGUCACCAACACAGUGCCCGCGGGCACCAGGUAGCCCCCCACGACCAAAUGAGGCGCCUGCUUUUCAUUCAGGUUUUCAAUUAGUAAUGUGAGAACACUAGAAAGAAAUGUAUUCAGAAACAUAAAAUGUGAGUUGUGGAUACUAGCAUUUUGUGAAUGAAAACAAGCAUAUUUGAUUUGUUUGGGUUAAAAUAAGGUAAGAAAAUCCAUCCAUCCAUCCAUUUUCUAUACCGCUUCUCCUCCUCAUUAGGGUUGCGGGGGCAUGCUGGAGCCUAUCCCAGCUGACUUCGGGCAACAGUUUCUACAAAAAUGAGUAGCUCGUGGCCAUUUUCAUUUUCUAAAGGUAGCUCUCGCAAGAAAAAAAAGUUGGUGACCCCUGCUCUAAAGUGUCUCUUUAGCAGGAUAUCUGCAACAGUACAAUCUCUUAAAGUUUCACAUUUUCUUGUUAUUGCUGUAGCUGACAUUGGGAUUUGCCCGAAUUUGUCACACAAUUCCUCUUUCUCUUUACCUUUUGAGUAAGAUCUCUGCAGCUGCAGCCCUCCUUCCUUCCCAACUCCCCCGUCAGUGAAAGACGUUUUGUGCUGCUCCAAUAUCCAUACAAUCCUUAGUGACGACACAUUAGCACGUCACUGUGCUAUGAAUGAAUGUGCUACGACUGUCGUAGAUUUUCCAUAGGGGGGUCCGCGCGCUCACAUCAGACUUGGGUGGACACUUCCCCUCCAAUGAUGAGUGUUUUGUCAAGUUUGGCGCUGGAUUCCGGAAUAUAUUGGUCUGUCCGUUCACUUUUAAAUGUUCGCUUUUCUUUGUCAACUUUUCGUUUGAGCAAGGUUCUCAUUUGAAGAUUAAGCAGCAUAGAAAAUAGAUGGAUGGUUCGAAUUCGCUCGGCAAGUAAGCAAAUGAUUUCAUUGGCUCAUUUUGAGGCACGUAACCGUAAUAACUGAAGUAAUCACGCCCGCAUUCAGCCGCUGCGAUCGGUCUGCGAGCAUGAUUUUAUGUUAUUAUGCUUCCCGUUCACUUUAAUUGGUCACAAGUCGGUAAAGGGCCAUCACUGGGUCCGGAUCCGGACGGAGGUCUGUCAUUUGUUCCUGGUAGUUCCUGGCAGAGACUCGACUUUCACUGACUCACGGGUGCUCAAUGAAGAUUAGAAUUUCACUGAAUCAGGGAUGCUCAUGCAUGUUAGGUUAAUUGGAGACCUUUGAAAUUGACAAUUGGAAUUGUCCUUAGGUAUGAAUGUGAGUGUGAAUGGUUGUUUGUCUAUAUGUGCCCUGCCAAUAUACAAUAUACUCCAUAUUUAUCUAUUGAUUAUACAAUAGUGUAGUAUAUUAGUAUAUAUUAUUGAGACUCUAGGUGUUGUAAUAUCUUGUUUUAGAAGUACAGUACAUACGAGAGGGAAUGUCAAGCUAGCAUCCACUCAGCAUUCCUGGCCACGCAGCCUUCUUGGAAAUAUGGAGUUGUGAGUUAUCGAUGUGCUCCUAGGGAAGCGCUUUCACUUCAAACUAAUAAAAUCAAAGUAUUUAAACAAUGUAUUGUAGUUCUGUUGGUGGAGCCAAACCAACUGAUACCAAGUGAUACUAAUAUUUACACCAGGGCUGUCCAGGUCCAGCUCGUUUUUUUAUUGGCACAUUGUAAAAUUAAAAUAAAAUCAAUAUAACUUUUUUAAGAGCGAAAAGGCAUAAUGUAAAAUGAUUAUAUUUGGUUUUUUUUUUAAACUUAUUUAAAAAAUAAAAUUUUAAAAAUUAAAAACCUACAGCAAAAAUGAAAAAAGAAAGAAAAGAGAAAUGCAGUCUGUUUUCUCUCUAAAUCUACGAUCUAUACUGUCUUAUUAAGUCUUUUUUCCCUCUACAAAAAAAAAAAAAAAGUAUUUAGCAAUAUGCAAAAUUCCUUUGUGGAAAAAGUAUGGACACGCCUUCUCUACUCGAAUGAGACAUUGUUGUCUUCAAGCAGCAGAAGCAUUGCCUUUCUAAAUUACAUUUCUCCAUAUACCUUCACAUAUGACAAAUAUACAAUAUAUUUAAUUCGAAUUUACAGUACAAUAAGGUGUCCUUAAAGUCUGAUAUAAUAAUAUACAUACAGGAU